This is a messenger RNA of Diuraphis noxia (Russian wheat aphid), 846 nucleotides long. Its product is annotated as apoptosis regulatory protein Siva. Lineage: Eukaryota; Metazoa; Arthropoda; Insecta; Hemiptera; Aphididae. Gene Ontology annotation, molecular function: CD27 receptor binding. The record is from RefSeq and is a predicted model, not a curated record. Gene Ontology annotation, biological process: extrinsic apoptotic signaling pathway.
CACUAUAAUAUUAUUAUAGUUGUUAAUUUGUUAUAUUAUUUAAUAUUUUUCUAUCACAAUGUGCCGUCGCGUUUCCUAUUUACCAUUUUUAAUAUGAAAUGAAAACAAAAUAUGAAUAUAAUAUUAUGACAGUUCUAUAGUACUCUGUAGUACAAAGGAACUAAAUAGCGUAAUUAAGUUCUGUGUUAAAAAUUACAAUUAUUAUCUACUAUUUAGGACCAUACAAAUAAAACUACGUAAUUACAAAUACAUAUUUAAAGACGAGAUGAAUAAGAGAAAGUAUCCGUAUGGUAUCGAUAUGUGUCCCCAGCUCAAAAUACAUAUUGGAGAGAAACAAGUUGCCAACGGAGUCUUGGGACCAUCUAAAAUGUCUGAAAUUUAUGAAAAGACUAAACAGAUAUUAUUUCAAAGAGCAAAAGCAUCUUUUGAAGCAAUAGAUCAGUCUGUAGUCGUGGAUAAAGUUCCUUGCGACAGUAAACCAUCCAAACAAAUGCAAUUGACGUUUGAUGGGCAACUGUGCAAACCUGAUGUUUUAUUUGUAAACUCAAAAGUGAAUAAUUACAAUCAGAAAAAAUGUAAUUUUUGUUCAAAAACAGAAAAAUUAGAUAUUUGUGGGAAAUGUGGAGAGAUAUUUUGUAAUAUGUGUUCAUUUAGUUUAUUUUGUGAUGAAGCCAAUAAAAUGUGUUUAACAUGUUAUCAGUAAAAACAUUAUUUUUUAAGACAGAAUGUGAUAAAUAUUAGUUGAUUACMAAUUUUAUGAAAGAAUUGCAUUUUUUAUGUAAGCUUUGUUUGUUUAUAUCUUUAAGAAUUUAUUUUGUAUAUUGUAACCUAUUUUUAAAUAAUUUU